AUGAUCUUUUUUUCAGGAACUAAGUGGUGUGGCGUGGGUAAUAUAUCUAAAGAUUAUAAUGAUUUAGGAGUAUUUCGUGAGACUGAUAAAUGUUGUAGAGAACACGAUUAUUGUCCAGACUAUAUUUCUCCAUAUCAAUCUAAAUAUGGUUUAGAAAAUAACAGUCCUUUUGUUAGGUUGAAUUGUGAUUGUGAUAAUAAGUUUUAUGAUUGCUUAAAGAAAUCUACAGACCAAGCAGGACGUACUAUUGGUGAUCUUUAUUUUAACUUCAUUCUGUCCAUGUGUUUUAUGAAAUGUACUGAUAGGUAA
Molecule: messenger RNA, 309 nt
Organism: Lottia gigantea (owl limpet)
Lineage: Eukaryota; Metazoa; Mollusca; Gastropoda; Lottiidae
Exons: 2
Coding region: 1-309 (102 amino acids)
Biological process (GO): arachidonate secretion; phospholipid metabolic process
Molecular function (GO): A2-type glycerophospholipase activity
Source: RefSeq, a predicted model, not a curated record